UUAAAAUGUCGUCACUGCAUUCAGAACUCUGUGCAACGCUGCUCUGCCUGUCGCUGCUGCUCGGCGCAGCUGCAGCAGGAGGCGAGCAACUGGGAGACAAGCAGCAGCAGCAGCAAAAGUACCAGCAGGAGCAGCUGGAGCUAAAGCUGAGCGCGCUGCGUGUACACAAGCAGCUGCUGCAGGCGGAGAUCGCCCGUCUGUACAUGGGCACAUAUACGCCGGAGAUGCCGAUGCUGGUGGAGGAGCUGCAGCAGCGUCAGCUGGACAUACAGCGGCAAAUCGACAAGCUGGAGGGCAAGGCACACCAGCCGGAUGCACAGCAGCUGGCGCUCAAUCUGGCAGCCGACUUUGAGUUUCUACAGCACAAACUGAACGAGCUCAAAGUCCAGCUGGAUGCCAUGCAGGCCAACAGCAACAGCAGCAGCAGCCGCACCACCACUACCACCACCACCACCACCACCAAACCCGAGCUCACUCGCGAGGUGGUGCACAGCAGCACGCCGCGAGCUCCAGUUGGCUCGUACUUCUUUACGCCGCUGCUGGCCAUGCCGGAGUCGGGGCCCAGCGGUGGCAUCGCCCAGCCGGAGCCGAACGCAACGCCCUCGCUCAUCAAGCGGGUGCUGGCCAUGCUGCGACCCAAUGCAGCCAGCUCGAGCUCCUCCAGCCCAGCCAGCUUGCUGCGCGGCAGCCAAUGGUCGGAGUCAGCGAACAAGGAGCAGCAGCAGCAGCAACAGCAGCAGCAACAGCAGCAACAGCAGCAGCAGCAGCAGCGACAGCAUCAGGUGCAGCUGCUCAGUGCGGAGGAGCUGCUCGCACAGCUUCAGCUGCAGCGGCAAUUCCUGGACGAUGCCAUCAAGCGUAUGGAGCUGCUGUCUGUCAAGCAGAGCAACAGGUUCUAAUUGGAAUCAUAU
Molecule: messenger RNA, 911 nt
Organism: Drosophila mojavensis
Lineage: Eukaryota; Metazoa; Arthropoda; Insecta; Diptera; Drosophilidae
Exons: 1
Coding region: 6-899 (297 amino acids)
Source: RefSeq, a predicted model, not a curated record